Messenger RNA from Ogataea angusta, 783 nucleotides. RefSeq lists its product as uncharacterized. The coding region runs from base 1 to 783 and encodes 260 amino acids. Lineage: Eukaryota; Fungi; Ascomycota; Pichiomycetes; Pichiales; Pichiaceae. The record is from RefSeq and is a predicted model, not a curated record. Gene Ontology annotation, molecular function: FMN binding. The transcript has a single exon.
AUGAGUCUAUCUCCCUUUGAGAAUGCUGACUUCAAAUUGACCAGUGUUCCAGACCCUAAUUGGCAACCGGGGUCUGGUGCAACAAAUAACGAAUGGGCUAAAUAUAAGAAGGUCGAGCUGGAUCCGUAUGCUGAAGGCCGUCUGCCUUUUGAAAAUUAUAAACUUCUUGUGAGCGCCAUCACGCCUCGUCCAAUCGGAUUCAUAUCAACGGUUGGUAAGGAUGGCACAAGAAACCUGUCUCCUUUCUCGUAUUUCAAUGUUAUGAACCACGAUCCGCCUGUUUUCACAAUUGGCAUAUCGGGCGCUACAGGAAAUCUUAAAGAUACUUGCAAAAAUCUGCAAGACACACAAGAAUGUACCAUCAAUCUGAUCAGCGAGUGGUUUAUCGAGGCGGCCAAUUACACAUGUAUAAAUGCGCCUUAUGAUGUUGAUGAGUGGAAGUUAGCAGGUCUUACUCCAGCCAAAUCUUCCAAAGUCAAACCGCCUCAUGUUGCCGAAAGCGCUUUUUCCAUCGAAGGUAAACUGAUACAUACACACCAUUUUAAAUCAAAACGAGACCCCUCCAAAGGCUCUGGAACAACCCUCUUGGUGGAAGGAGUCAAUUUCCAUAUCCGUGAAGAUAUUGCGGAUGAGAAAUUUACUACGGUGGACAUCAAUAAAUUGAAGCCAGUUGCUCGUCUCGGAGGAAAUGUGUAUACUCGGGUUCUGCAAGGAUUUGACAUACCAAGGCCGGACUUCAAGUCAGAAAUUUCAGAGCACCCAGAAGUUUCCAAAUUGCUUUGA